AUGAUUGACUUUGAGACACUAUUGCUCUUCCUCGUACCAGUCCUACUAACAUAUAUUUUCUUCUUCACCGUCAAACACACCACCACCACUACCACCACCGUUCUCCGCCUUCCACCAAGUCCACCAUCCAUCCCACUGAUCGGCCACCUCCACCUCCUCACUCCAUCCUUACACAAAUCCUUCCAAACCCUCUCCUCUAAACACGGCCCUCUCCUCCACCUCAACCUCGGACCCUCCCGCCGACUCCUCCUCGUCUCCUCCGCCGCCACCGCCGCCGACAUAUUCAAGACCCACGACCUCGCCUUCUCUUCACGACCCGCAUUUGCUUUCGCCGAGAAACUCCCUUAUGGCAACUCCGGCUUCAUCACCGCCCCCUACGGCCCCUACUGGCGCUUCAUGAAGAAACUUUUCGUCACCGAACUUAUGAGCUCGCGCCAAAUGGAGCGCUCCAAAACCAUCAGAGCCCAAGAAAUAGAGCUUUUACUCAAAAGGGUGUUCGAGAAUGCUCGCUCUAAUGCUGCACUUGACUUGGGCUCUGAGUUCAUGAAGUUCACCAACAACGUUACUUGUAGAAUGGCCAUGAGCACCAGGUGUUCGGAGAAAUUCGAGGAUGCAGAGAGGAUUAGGAAGUUAGUAAAGGAGUCAUUUGAGCUUGCUGCGAAGCUGUGCUUUGGGGAUGUGUUGGGCCCUUUCAAGGAGUUGAGUUUUUGGGUUUAUGGGAAAAAGGCUACGGAUUUAAGCAUGAGGUAUGAUGAGUUGUUGGAAAAGUUGCUGAAGGAGCAUGAAGAGAGAAGAUUAGUAGGUGGAAAUGGUGGUGAUGAGAUUGAGAGGGAUUUGAUGGAUAUUCUGUUGGAUGUUUAUCAUGGUGCUUGUGCAGAGUACAAGAUCACAAGGACCCAUAUCAAAGCCUUCUUUUUGGAUCUCUUCAUUGGAGGCACAGACACCUCAGCAGAAGCAAUGCAAUGGACAAUGGCUGAACUCCUUAACCAUCCUGAAGCAUUCAAGAAGGUAAGAAAUGAGAUAGAGUUAGUCACUGGGAAUGUUAGGCUAGUUGAAGAAUCAGAUAUCCCAAACCUGCCAUAUUUGCAAGCAGUUGUGAAGGAAACAUUGAGACUUUACCCACCAGCGCCAGUAGCAACAAGAGAAUGCCGCCAAGACUGCAAAAUUAAUGGCUAUGAUGUACCAGCAAAAACAGCAGUAGCAAUCAAUUUAUAUGCUAUAAUGAGGGACAAAGAUUCUUGGGAUGAUCCAAAUGAAUUCCACCCUGAAAGGUUCUUGGUCUCAUUGAAGGAACAGGAGGAUGAUGAUCCAAGUGAUCAUCAGAAUGAUGCUACUAAGAGAAUGAACUUCAAUUUUGUUCCAUUUGGAGCAGGAAGAAGAGGGUGCCCAGGGACAACACUGGCAUUCAACAUGAUUAACACUGUAGUUGCUGCUAUGGUUCAGUGCUUUGAUUGGAAAAUUGGUGAAGAUGGAAAAGGAGAAAAGGUUGAUAUGCAAUCUGGAUCUGGCAUGUCUUUGAGCAUGGUUCAUCCACUUAUUUGUCUUCCUGUAGUACAUUUUAACCCAUUUCAUGAAUAA
Gastrolobium bilobum is the source of this 1578-nucleotide messenger RNA. Its product is annotated as cytochrome P450 705A12-like. NCBI's taxonomy places the organism in Eukaryota, Viridiplantae, Streptophyta, Magnoliopsida, Fabales, Fabaceae. The transcript has 3 exons. Gene Ontology annotation, molecular function: oxidoreductase activity, acting on paired donors, with incorporation or reduction of molecular oxygen, NAD(P)H as one donor, and incorporation of one atom of oxygen; heme binding; iron ion binding. Gene Ontology annotation, cellular component: membrane. The record is from RefSeq and is a predicted model, not a curated record. The coding region runs from base 1 to 1578 and encodes 525 amino acids.